Molecule: messenger RNA, 2597 nt
Organism: Odontomachus brunneus
Lineage: Eukaryota; Metazoa; Arthropoda; Insecta; Hymenoptera; Formicidae
Product: cell growth-regulating nucleolar protein
Exons: 3
Coding region: 125-1150 (341 amino acids)
Biological process (GO): rRNA processing; negative regulation of transcription by RNA polymerase II
Cellular component (GO): nucleolus
Molecular function (GO): DNA binding
Source: RefSeq, a predicted model, not a curated record
UCCUUGGUACAGUCCUGUAAUGAAAAAAUACAUGAAGCAUAUGGCGUGAGGAAAAUUAUCGCCUCUCUACAAACAAACGCAAUUAUAUUUUAUUUAGAGUUACGAAUUAACCGUGUAGAGCGAAAUGGUUGUUUUUACUUGUUUCCAUUGUGGCGAUGUGAUACAGAAGCCUAAAGUGGCGAAACAUUACGAGUUUAAAUGCCGUAAUCCAGUGUUCGUCACAUGCACGGAUUGUUUAAAAGAUUUCCAUGGAAAUGAGUAUGUAGCUCAUACUAAAUGCAUAACCGAAGCCGAACGCUAUGGUGGGAAAAAUUAUGUUCCAAAGGCUAAUACAAAUAAAGGAGAACGCAAACAAGAAGAAUGGCUCAAUGUUGUUAACAAUUUGCAUAAUGGAACAGUAAAUUUGUCUAAUGCUGAGAGGAUGGUUCUUGAUACUUUAUCAAAAUUUCACAAUAUACCAAGAAAAAAAGCUAAAUUUCUUAAUUUUAUAAAAUUCAUGAUAAACAAUCGUACAGUAACUAUGUCAGUUGUCGAAAGUGUUUGGAGUAAAAUGGAAGCUGCAUAUAAACAAAAUCAACAAACUACUAUAAAGCUACAAGAAUCAGAUAAAAUGAACAAGACUAACACAAGUAUGGAUUCCAAUCACUCGUUUAGUAAUAAUCAUCAGCAUAAUAUUGACAAUCAAAACAAUGAAAAUAUAUGCAAGGAACAUGAAUCUACACGACAUCAAAAGGACAAUGAUGAAGAAUGCAUGACAAACGGCACUGUGGAUGAAACUCAAACUAUUAUUAAAAAGAACUCUAAGAAACGACAGCUGACUGAAUCUGUUGAAAUAGAAGAACAACCAGCUACAAAAACUAAGAAAACAUCUAUUCUAGUAGAAACAAAUAUUGAGAAAAAUAAGGAACGUAAAGUAUCAUUUUAUUGGAGACUUGCAAUCUUAGAGAUUGUUCAAAAUAAGGGUGAAAUAUCUUUGAAAAAACUUCAAAAAAAGGUAGUUUCAUUGUAUUUAUUCCACUCUGUAAAGGCUUUGGAUCGUGAUAAGGCUAUUGCAAAAUUUCAUAAAAAAUUGAAAAAAAUACCUGAAAUUGUUGUCUCAGGAAAUAUAGUGAAAUUAGUAAAACCAUGCAAACUUUAUAUAAUGGAGUAGGAAAUAUAUGUGUGUGAAAAAGGAAAAUGUGAUCUCAAUCAUUGGUUGAUAAAUUAUCACUGCACAAAUUCAUUUACAUAACAUUUCUCACACACAUGUGUACUCAUAUCUAUACUUAUUUUUCUUGUUUAAAGCUGUGUGCAAAACAAGUUUAACUCAAUACAAAUAUAGAUGGCUGUUGUAUCGUUUAUUGUAUAAAAGAUGAUUAAUCUAAGCUGUCUAACUAGACGAUCGCGAGUGACAACCUAACUUAAUUCUAAUUUGACUGAAAUCAUAUUGUAUUUCUUUUUCCUAUUAAUCCAUCUGCAUUGUAUAAUCUAUUUCAUUUUUGUUAUUUCAGUCGCUUACGUUGUAUCGCAAGUUACACAGCUUUGGUUUACAUAGUUGUGAGAAACAUUUAUCUCAGAAUCGUGAUUGUUGUACAAAGAUAUGUAAGACUUUUUUAUCACAUCAUAUAUAAAAUGAAUAUACGAUUCUUACUUUAUAUGAAUUAAAAUCUUACAGAAAUUAUUUAAUGAAAAUUAGAUCGAAAUUCAUGUAAAAAUUUAUCUGAGUACAACGCAUGAUUACUCAUAGUUGCUAGAAGACCCUUUGUAAGUACCUUAGGGUCAUUAACUCCAAAGUAAAUAGGUUGUUGGUCAUACAAUUGUGUUACUGUUCCUCCUAAAGCUCUGCAACAAGAAAUUAAAAAAAAAUUAAUAAAUAAACAUUAUAUGUAAUAAUGAAAUCCAGUAGAAGAAUGAUACCUGAGGAUUGCAGUGCCUGCGCAUAUAUCCCAUUUCUUAAUAGCAGUUGUAUGAACAUAUAUUGUUGCAUUAUCAACAGCUACUUCCAAGAACUUAUAACCUAAAAUAAAGUAUUCCUUUUAUAUAUAUAUUCAUAAAUUCUCCAACAAUAUAAAAACAUAUUGAAACUUUUAAGCCCAGAAAUAAAUUUAAAAUGUAAGAAAAACAUAAAACAUCUUGGAAUUCUUGCAAUUAAUAUUAUUCAUAUUAAAUUUUAAUUGAAACAAAAUUUUAUUAUUGAAAUAUAUCUCUUCACCUGCACCAGCAGCAGAUAUAAUUUCAACAUUGUUACCAAAAGCAACUUUAGAUACAUUAUUGACUUUUCCAGCAUGUGAACGAGACACAAUCAGGAUAGGUGGCCUGUUAUCUCUUGCCUAUGGAGGGAAAAAAUUAUACUGAUAAAAUGAGUUUCAAAACAAUUUACCAUUUCAUUUACCUUGGGCAAAUUUUUCAGAUUUUUUGAUACACCAUAAUUGGUCCACGUCCAAAAUAAACUGUAAUUCUGUUUUGUCUCAAAAGGUUUAUAAAUAACACCAAUAAUAGGUUGUCCUUUAACAGCUAUGCACACCAUAGUAGUUACAUAUUGUAAUAAAUUUUCUAAAAUUAUGGAAAAAAUGUAAAUGUCAUCAUUGUGAAAUAAAUACUACAUUAAGUUAAACGUA